Molecule: messenger RNA, 1284 nt
Organism: Mesorhabditis belari
Lineage: Eukaryota; Metazoa; Nematoda; Chromadorea; Rhabditida; Rhabditidae
Source: the annotation of a GenBank genome assembly
AUGCUUCUCUAUUACCUAGCUGCAAUAUUCAAGGGCCUUCACCCUCGUGUCGACGAUGAUUUCGUGGACAAAUUGAAUUAUCACUACACCUCGGCGAUCAUUUUUGCUUUUGCUAUUAUCGUCUCCGCAAAGCAAUAUGUCGGGUAUCCGAUCCAGUGCUGGGUGCCGGCUCAAUUCACAGACGCGUGGGAACAAUACACGGAAAAUUAUUGUUGGGUGGAGAACACCUACUAUUUACCUCUCACGAGUGCCUUUCCGCUAGAAUACGGCGAUCGGAGAGCUCGACAAAUCAGCUACUAUCAAUGGGUGCCUUUUGUGUUAGCUUUGGAAGCUCUCUGUUUUUACAUUCCGUGUAUUAUGUGGAGAGGUCUUCUCCAUUGGCAUUCAGGUAUCAAUGUGCAAAGUUUGACACAAAUGGCCUGUGAUGCGAGAAUGAUGGACGCGGAUGCAAGAGCGGCCACAGUGCAGACAAUAGCCGGACAUAUGGAGGAUGCUCUCGAAAUACAGAGAGAAGUGACAGACGUGUCCGGGUUGUGUGUUUCAAAGCGAUGGGGCAACUAUGUCACAUGUUUAUAUGUCUUUAUCAAAAUGCUUUACUUAGGAAAUGUCAUUUUACAAGUGUUCAUUUUGAACAGUUUUCUCGGAACAGACAACCUCUUCUAUGGCUUUCACAUUCUGAAGGAUCUUUUGAAUGGAAGAGAGUGGGAAGUGAGCGGGAAUUUUCCCCGAGUCACAAUGUGUGACUUUGAGGUCCGGGUACUGGGUAAUGUCCAUCAUCACACUGUGCAAUGUGUACUGAUGAUUAACAUGUUCAACGAAAAGAUCUUCUUGUUUCUAUGGUUUUGGUAUUUCAUGGUAUCAAUAGUGUCUAUUUCUUCAAUGUUUCAUUGGAUGUUGAUAUCAUUUUUGCCGGGACAGCACAUGAAAUUUAUCCGAAAGUACCUCCGGGCGACGGAUUUGGCCACAGAUCGACAGUCUGUGAAGAAAUUCGUGCACAAAUUCUUGGGAUUUGAUGGGGUUUUCUGUAUGCGGAUGAUCUCGGCUCAUGCCGGCGAUAUCAUGGCCACCGAAUUGAUCGUCGCUUUGUGGCACAAUUUUAACGACCGAGUGCGAAAAAGUCCAAUCGAGAUGUUCGAGGGAGGGGUCAGUCAGUCACCGAGCAAGCUUGACGCUAACUUUAAGACGUGGCUUCUUGGACAGACAAGGGGAAAGCCUCAAUUCGAUGGUUCGAAUCCGACGCGGGGGAAGAAGCGGCGGAAAAGUGACGGAUAUUUCACCUUCGUC